AAGCUGUGUUGAAUCCGAAGUGCGGGAGACCCAGCCAUGGGUCCGGCCCCUGCCGGCGAGCAUCGCGGAGGUCCUGGAGAGCCGGCGGCCGUGGAAUCAGUCCCGGAAGACACAGGCAGGGAGGGCAGGAAGGCGAGGAAGACAUCCUCCAAGAAGCGGCCGGCAGCUGGCUCUCCCACCAGUGGACUCCUGCAGCCUGUGAAGCUCAGCAGGGCAGAACUGUAUAAGGAGCCCACCAAUGAGGAGCUGAAUCGUCUCCGAGAGACCGAGAGUCUGUUCCAUUCCAGCUUGCUUCGCUUACAGGUAGAGGAGCUAUUAAAGGAAGUGAGAGUGUCGGAGAAGAAGAAGGAUCGGAUCGAUGCCUUCCUAAGGGAGAUUAACCAGAGGCUCAUGAAGGUGCCCUCAGUCCCCGAGACAGAGCUCACUGACCAGUCCUGGCUCCCGGCUGGGGUUCGAGUUCCUGUUCACCAAGUACCCUACACCGUGAAAGGCUGUUUCCGCUUCCUGCCCCCUGCCCACGUCACUGUUGUGGGCAGCUACCUCCUAGGCACAUGCAUCCGGCCAGACAUCAAUGUGGACAUGACACUGACCAUGCCCAGGGAAAUCCUGCAGGACAAAGAUGGGCUGAACCAACGCUACUUCCGCAAGCGUGCCCUCUACCUGGCACACUUGGCUCACCACCUGGCCCAAGACCCACUCUUUGGCAGUGUACGCUUCUCCUACACCCAUGGCUGCCACCUGAAGCCCUCCUUGUUGCUGCGGCCAAGUGGAAAGGAUGAACGCCUGGUCACCGUGCGUCUAUAUCCGUGCCCUCCACCCGACUUCUUCCGCCCGUGUCGCUUGUUGCCAACCAAGAACAACGUGCGCUCGGCCUGGUUCCAAGGGCAGAAUCCUCCAGAAGCUGGUAGCCCAGAGCCUCCUACCCCCCAUUAUAACACCUGGGUUCUGCAGGAUACUGCCCUCGAGUCCCAUGUGCAGCUGCUCUCUACUGUGCUGGGCUCAUCCCCAGGGCUAAAGGACGGCGUGGCACUUCUGAAGGUCUGGCUGCGGCAGCGGGAGCUGGACAAGGGCCGGGGCGGGUUUAGUGGCUUUCUUAUCUCCAUGCUGGUGGCCUUCCUUGUGUCCACACGCAAGAUCCACACCACCAUGAGUGGCUACCAGGUCCUGCGAAGCGCCUUACAGUUUCUGGCCACCACUGAUCUUACCACCAAUGGGAUCAGUUUGUGUCUCAACGCAGACCCCAGCUUGCCAGCUCCAGCUGACUUCCACCAGGCCUUCCCUGUUGUCUUUCUGGACCCCUCUGGCCGGCUCAACCUCUGUGCUGAUGUCACUGCCUCCACCUACCACCAGGUACAGCAGGAGGCACGGCUGUCCAUGGCAUUGCUGGACAGCAAAACUGACGAUGGGCUUCAGCUGCUGUUGAUGACUCCCAAACCCAUGGUCCGGACUUUUGACCACCUCCUGCACCUCCGUCCACUGAGUCGCCUACAGGCAGCAUGUCACAAGCUGAAACUCUGGCAAGAGCUGCAGGACCAUGGUGGGGACUAUGUCUCGGCUGCACUGGGCCCACUGACUGCCCUCCUGGAGCAGGGCUUGGGCUCCCGACUGCACCUGCUGGCUCACUCUAGACUUCCAGUCCCAGAGUGGGACAUUAGCCAGGAGCCACCAAAGCACAAAGACGCUGGGACCCUGACCUUGGGCUUGCUCCUCCGACCUGAAGGAUUGACCAGUGUUCUUGAACUGGGUCCAGAGGCCGAUCAGCCGGAGGCUGCUGACUUCCGCCAGUUCUGGGGGUCCCGCUCGGAGCUUCGACGCUUCCAGGAUGGAGCCAUCCGGGAAGCUGUGGUCUGGGAGGCAGCCUCAAUGUUCCAGAAGCGCCUUAUUCCCCACCAGGUGGUUACCCACCUCUUAGCAGUACAUGCUGACAUCCCAGAUACCUGCAUCCACUACACUGGGGGCCUCCUGGACACCCUCAUUCAAGGCCCCAAAGACAACUCCAGCACUGGGGAGGAAGCCCUGGCAGCAGCUGUGCGCUGCUACGACGACCUCAGCCGCCUGCUGUGGGGGCUGGAGGGACUCCCUCUGACUGUGGCUGCUGUCCAGGGGGCACACCCAGUACUGCGAUACACAGAGGUGUUCCCACCAGCUCCCGUCUGGCCAGUCCCCUCCUUCCAUGGGCAUCUCCAAGAACGGGCCUCCUUGUUACCCCGGCCUGAUAAGCCCUGUCCGGCCUAUGUGGAGCCCAUGAGCGUGAUUUGCCACCUGGAGGGCAGCGGUCAGUGGCCACAGGAUGCCGAGGCCAUACAGCGGGUCCGAGCUGCCUUCCAACUGCGCCUGGCAGAGCUGCUGUCACAACAGCAUGGGUUGCGGUGCCGCGCCACCGCCACCCAUACUGAUGUCCUCAAGGAUGGGUUUGUGUUCCGCAUCCGGGUGGCCUAUCAGCGGGAGCCCCAGAUCCUGAAGGAGAUUCGGAGCCCCGAAGGGAUGAUCUCACUGAGGGACACGCCUGCCUCCCUUCGGCUAGAGAGGGACACGAGGCAGCUGCCCUUGCUGUCCAGCGCCCUGCAUGGGCUCCAACAGCAGCACCCCGCCUUUUCUGGCGUUGCCCGGCUGGCCAAACGGUGGGUGCGCGCCCAGCUUCUGGGAGAGGAGUUCACCGAUGAGAGCCUGGAUCUGGUGGCUGCCUUCCUUUUCCUGCAUCCAGAGCCCUUUACGCCUCCCAGCUCCCCCCAGGUUGGCUUCCUCCGAUUCCUUUUCCUGAUUUCAACUUUCGAUUGGAAAAACAACCCCCUCAUCGUCAACCUCAACAGUGAGCUCAGUGUGGAGGAGCAGGCUGAGAUCCGGAGUGGCUUCCUGGCAGCUCGGACCCAGCUCCCUGUCAUGGUCAUCAUUACCCCGCAGGACCGCAAGAGUUCCGUGUGGACGCAGAAUGGACCCACAGCCCAGAUCCUGCAGCGGCUUGUGGUCCUGGCAGCUGAGGCCCUGCCUGUCCUAGAGAAGCAGCUGAUAGAUCCCCGGGGGCAUGGGGACAUCAGGACAGUGUUCCGGCCGCCCUUGGACAUAUAUGAUGUGCUGAUCCGCCUUUCUCCCCGUCACAUACCCCGGCACCGCCAGGCUGUGGACUCACCUGCUGCCUCCUUCUGCCGAGGUCUGCUCAGCAAGCCAGGGCCCUCGUCACUGAUGCCUGUGCUGGGCUAUGAUCCUCCUCAGCUCUACCUGGCACAGCUCAGGGAGGCCUUUGGUGAUCUAGCCCUUUUCUUCUAUGACCGACAUGGUGGGGAGGUGAUUGGUGUUCUCUGGAAACCCACCAGCUUCCAGCCCCAGCCAUUCAAGGCCUCUAGCAUGAAGGGGUGCACGUUGCUGUCUAAGAGUGAGGAGCUGGCGAUGGUCCCCAACAUAGAAGCAAUCCUGGAGGACUUUGCUGUGCUGGGGGAAGGCCUGGUGCAAGCUGUGGAGGUCCGAAGUGAGAGGUGGACUGUGUGAUGCUGACCCCAGAGCAAGCCUGAGAUAGGCAGCAGGACACUGGCAUUCUGCAACAAGAUGUCAACAGGGUGACUACCUUCACUGCAUAAGAACCUUCUGCAGCAAGCCUGAUGUCCUGAUGCCCUGUAAUCCCUAACAGGAGCCUUGCCCUAACUAACUGUCCAGUGUACCAGUGCCAGAAUGAGGACCAUGAUGUCUUAUGGGAACCAACUCAGGACAGUGAGCUGAACCUAGGAAACCUAUUCACCUGUCCACCUGGCCUGGACCUAUUUCAUUUGUUUAUUUUGUGUGUUUUUGACCUGCUUCUCCUGGAAGCAUUUGGAGAGGAUGGCAUAUCCACUUUCCCACUGCCAGGGCCUGUGCAAAGAUCCCAGUGUGCCUUCAACUGCAGUGCCAAGACUUGAGAUGGGACCCAGCAAAGAUGUGGCUCCCCCAAGGGUCCCCGAGCAGGGGCACAGAGGCCAAGUGGACAUGAAUGGACCACAUUGAAGGGGCACAAUGCCCUCCUGUGCUGGUGCUGUUGCUUCCCAGGGAGGAGACAGUGGAAAAGUACAGAGCACAGGAAGGGGCUGGGUCGGGGAGAAGGGUCACCAGGGCACUUUCAAUCCAUAAGGGACUCUGGAAACAUUGGGUGCUAUCCCUGGCCCUGCUGCUCUGCCAUGAUCCUCAAUUUGACCCCCCUGCUCUGCACCUGAGCUAGGUUACAGAGGUGAUGGGCCAUUAUCCUGCUCCCCCAGGCCUCAGGGAGGAGGGAUGAGAGCCACCUCCUUUCCGUGUGCUCCACACCCCCUUUCUGGCAGCCUCUCCCUGCUUCUCUGUCUCUCCUAAUCCUGGCUGUUUUUCCAGAUUCAGCUCAAAUAGUGCCCCUCCUUAGGCCCUGCCCUCACCCCCCAGCCUGAAGGGAUCUUGCCUCGGAAUAGUCAAGUGUGAAUAUUCAUUCAGUUCACUUGGCAGCCACAUCUAGUGGAGUGCACUCUCUUGCAUUGUCUUUAACUUUAAUAGAAAAUUAAAUUGCUUCAUUCUUCCGUG
Molecule: messenger RNA, 4512 nt
Organism: Ochotona curzoniae (black-lipped pika)
Lineage: Eukaryota; Metazoa; Chordata; Mammalia; Lagomorpha; Ochotonidae
Gene: NOL6
Product: nucleolar protein 6
Exons: 26
Coding region: 37-3483 (1148 amino acids)
Biological process (GO): tRNA export from nucleus; rRNA processing
Cellular component (GO): UTP-C complex; small-subunit processome; CURI complex
Source: RefSeq, a predicted model, not a curated record